Molecule: messenger RNA, 3240 nt
Organism: Prunus armeniaca (apricot)
Lineage: Eukaryota; Viridiplantae; Streptophyta; Magnoliopsida; Rosales; Rosaceae
Source: the annotation of a GenBank genome assembly
AUGGAAGAUCUGCAAUUCGACCCCGUUUUCCAAGAGGCAAAAACCCCAAUUUCUUUGGUUCCUGAUUCCGACAGAGUUCAACAGCCAAACCCAGAUCUCAAAGAUUCUUCCUUGGGCGAGGUUGAUGAGUCUUUGGUGGAGUCGAUGCUUUGUGACUCGGGUUCAAGACUAAUCCCUUCCGGAUUAUCAAGAUCCAACUCUACAGCAGACGAAUAUGUGAUGUUUGUGAAUGCUGGAGGUGAUGCUUCAAAUGAAACAGAUUCUAGUGUGAAGUUUCUCGCUGACACUUACUUUGAGGGAGGGAAUGUUUUACGAACCAAUGAACAUAUAAAUGAUGGGGGGGAUUAUCCAUUCAUCUAUCAGUCAGCCCGAGUAGGGAACUUCUACUACCGUUUCAAUUGUCUUCCUCCUGGAUACUAUUAUGUUGAUAUUCAUUUCACUGAAAUCAUAAACACAAAUGGGCCUAAAGGAAUGAGGGUAUUUAAUGUAUUCAUCCAGGAAGAAAAGGUCCUAUCAGACUUCGAUAUCUUUUCGGUUGUUGGAGCCAAUAAGCCCUUACAAUUAGUUGAUUCAAGGGUCUCUGUGAAGGAGGAUGGAGUAGUUGUGAUAAGAUUUGAAGGGGUUAAUGGAAGCCCAGUAGUUAGUGGAAUCGGAAUUAGGAGAGCACCAAAUGUUUCAGUUCCAAAGCUGGUGGUGGAUCACUUUAAAUGUAACAACUGUGAUGCUGAAAUAGAAGUUCCUUCAGCUCAGAUGAAAUUAAUGCAAACAAAGUCCACUGCCAAAUAUGAGAAGAAGAUACAAGAGCUCACCACUCAGUGCCAACUUAAAACAAAAGAAUGCUAUGAGGCAUGGAUGUCUUUGACUGCAGCAAAUGAGGAGCUGGACAAGGUCAUGAUGGAUUUUGACAACGUGACAUUUAGGACACUGUCUCAAGAUCAAACCAUUCAGAAACAAGCUGAAGAUAUAAAGAGCAUUUCUAGUAGGUAUGAGCGUGACAAGAAGUACUGGACAAUAGCAGUCAAUGACUUACAAGAAAAGAUUAAGCUGAUGCAUGAGGAGCAUUUGCAUCUUUCUCGCGAAGCACAUGAAUGUGCAGAUUCAAUUCCCGAGUUGAAUAAAAUGAUUUUUGCAGUUCAAGCAUUGGUUGCGGAGUGUGAAGAUCUUAAAGUGAAGUACAACGAAGAGCAAGCUAAGAGAAAAAAGCUCUUUAAUGAGGUUCAGGAGGCUAAAGGGAAUAUCAGGGUAUUUUGCCGCUGCCGCCCAUUAAGUAAGGAGGAGAUGGCAGCUGGGUGUAAAACAGUUGUAGACUUUGAGGCAGCAAAGGAUGGAUGUCUUGGAUUCCUGACAGGAGGCUCCACUAAAAGGUCUUUUAAAUUUGAUCGAGUGUACACACCGAAAGAUGAUCAAGUGGAUGUUUUUGUGGAUGCUUCCCCCAUGGUGGUUUCAGUUCUAGAUGGUUACAAUGUAUGUAUAUUUGCUUAUGGACAAACAGGGACAGGAAAGACAUUCACAAUGGAGGGCACUGAACAGAAUAGGGGAGUCAAUUAUAGGACUCUAGAGCAGUUGUUUGAAAUUGCAAAGGAACGAAGUGAAACGUUUUCAUACGGCAUAUCUGUUAGCGUACUUGAAGUUUACAAUGAGCAGAUUAGGGACUUGUUAGCUACAGCACCAUCUUCAAAGAGGUUGGAGAUAAAACAGGCUUCUGAAGGGUGUCAUCACGUUCCAGGGAUAGUAGAAGCCAAAGUUGAAAAUAUUAAGGAAGUGUGGAGUGUACUGCAGGCUGGAAGCAAUGCUAGAGCUAUAGGAAGUAAUAAUGUUAAUGAGCACAGCAGCCGAUCUCAUUGCUUGCUUUCCAUAAUGGUAAGAUCAAAGAACUUGAUAAAUGGAGAGUGCACCAAGAGCAAGCUUUGGUUAGUGGAUUUGGCAGGCAGCGAGAGGCUUGCAAAAACUGAUGUACAAGGGGAGCGACUAAAGGAAGCUCAAAAUAUCAAUAGAUCCCUUUCAGCUCUUGGUGAUGUGAUAUCUGCUCUUGCAAAUAAAAGUAGUCACAUUCCUUACAGGAACUCUAAGUUGACACAUCUACUUCAAGAUUCAUUAGGAGGUGACUCUAAAACUUUGAUGUUUGUGCAAAUAAGCCCUUCAGACCAGGAUUUGGGUGAGACUCUGAGUUCUUUAAAUUUUGCAACAAGGGUUCGGGGAAUUGAGUUGGGUCCUGCGAAGAAGCAAGUUGACACAAGUGAGCUCCAGAAAACAAAAGUCAUGCUUGAAAAGGCAAGGCAGGAAGCAAGAUCCAAAGAUGAAUCUCUGAGGAAGCUAGAAGAGAGCUUACAAAACUUGGAGAGUAAGACCAAAGGGAAAGAUCAAAUCUACAAAAACCAACAAGAAAAGAUCAAAGAACUUGAAGGGACACUUGAAUUGAAGACAGCCUUGCACAGCCAGUUAGAGAAGCAAGUUUCGCAACUUUCAGAUAGACUGAGGGGGAAGGAAGAAAUCUGCUGCAGUCUCCAACAAAAGGUCAAAGAGUUGGAGGUUGAGCUCAGAGAAAGACACAAGUCAGACUCAGAAUAUGCAUCUUUGCAACAAAAGGUUAAGGAUCUUGAAAACCAACUGAAAGAUCAAAUGCAAGAGUCUGAGUUUCAAUCCACCAUUCUUCAACACAAGGUAAAGGAGCUCGAGAUAAAACUAAAAGACCAGGAACAAAAAUCAGACUCCUCCGCACUUCAUCAAAAGGUAAAGGAGCUCGAGAUAAAACUGAAAGACCAGGAACAAAAAUCAGACUCCUCCGCACUUCAUCAAAAGAUUAAGGAACUUCAAGACAAGUUGAGGGAGCAAGAGAAACAAUCUGAGUUUGCUGAUGCAAUAAGGGCCACUCCUAAUGAAGGAAAGACCUGCAUAAGAGAUGAAAUCAUGAAUGAUGCUGAGGCUUGCAUCUUAAGGAGUUCGAAUUCACUAAAUCGUCCAAUGAGUCAAGGGUCUAUAUCACUAAGAGGGAAUGAUUCUGUCCGUGAGACGAGAAGGAAAAGAGAGUUUAAAAGUGGUGAGACGGAGAACAUCAUUAGGCUACCAAAUUCUUUUAAUGAUAACAAAGUUAGGAAAUCCGACCCGCCGAAGAUUGCAAGAAUUACAAGAACAGCAAAGCCAGCCACUGCUACUCAAGGGCCAUCGGUUAAUAGGAGGUUUAGCAGAGAUCAGAUUCAACUUAAGGAGAGGGAUACUGCGAAGAAAAUCUGGUCAAGAUAG